AUGAUAAAAUCAUCGACGUUCUCAGGAAUUGUGCGGGUUGACGCAAAGGCAACAAGACAUUCAGAUGGCCUUGAUGUGUGGCACAUGGAAGUUUCCGGUCCCUCAGAUAAUGCCUCCGACAAACUAUAUGCCUUAAACAUGCUUCCCGACGGACGUUUUCUUGCAACUGAGCUAGCUUCCGUUGUCAUUCCAUUCAGUUUCAAUGGUAGAAGUCAGUAUAUAUCUAUACUAAGAAUGAUGACAAUAUUCCACGAAGAGAUCGAAAAGCAAGAAACGUUAAUGGAAGAGAUCAAUAGUUGUGUUCUUAGGUCAAAAGGAACAACUGUCCGUCAA
Molecule: messenger RNA, 333 nt
Organism: Funneliformis caledonium
Lineage: Eukaryota; Fungi; Glomeromycota; Glomeromycetes; Glomerales; Glomeraceae
Source: the annotation of a GenBank genome assembly